AUGCUCCGUCGUUAUCAGGCGCUCUCCUUUUUGAGGAACUGGCUGGUGGACCUCACCCACACUCAUCAUCAUGCGCUGCUUUGGGCCGGCUUCUGGGAUGGGGACCCGCAGAAGCGCACGACAAAGGUGAAGCUUUCUAACUUUGCCAAGGCAACAGAGCACGCGACCAUGGACCCAGACAGCUUCCUUGGCCAAGUCAUCGACGCGAGCCAGGACCUCGACGCUUGCUACGAGGACGCUGAGACCAGUGUGCUUGCGGGAAAUAUGUGGUCCAUCGCGAGCAUGAGCUUCGUGCUCGGGAUGCGCGAGAAAGCGCAAGGAACCGUCGUCGCAUUGGUCAACAAGAAGAUUACGGGGGAGCGCAACUUGUCCCAGUCCGUGCUGUCCACCCAUGAAAUCCCGACAGUGGGGCUGGCAGCCUGCGGGCUCGGGUACUGGUCUCCGAAAGUGAUCAUCGUGAACCUGAUGGGCACCUGCAACCAAACGAGCCCGGCUCUGCAGAAGCAGCUCUUUAUGCGCUUGCCCGCUUGGGCCAAGUCAAUGAAGCACUGGAGCGCAGAAGCCUUUGCAAGGAGGUCGCGGCUGCAGUGGCAGUGCAUCGACUGCUCGGGCGCUUGCAGCCUUGACGAUGCCUUGGCAGAGCAUGUGGAGAAGCUGGUCAAGGCUAGAGAGGUUCAAGACCGGAAGGACCAGGAGCUGCGAGAGGUGGUCAGUCCUCAUCAUCUCCAUCUCCCGGUCGGUCUCGCAAAGGAUGUGGGCCUCGCCAUCAAUCGGAUGAGAACGCUGGUGAAGAAGCGGAGACUCCGCAAGCUGAAAGCUGCGCAGGAGCGCACGCUCGCUUUGGCCCGGGACUGGGAAGAAGAACUCAGGGAGACUCAGCAGGGGAUUCAAGAGCUCAAUGCCGCGGCGAGGCAACUCCAGGUGAAGCAACUGCUCCAUCAGAAUGCUGAUCCGAACGCUCCAGACAGGCUCGGCUACACAGCCCUCAUCUACGCUGCAUACGAAGGACACCAAGACGUGAUCGAACCCUUGCUGAAUGCCGGAGCACAGCUGGAGGCUCGUGAUGAGGAAGGCAGUACAGCACUCAUCUGGGCUGCUCGCAAGGGCCACCUGCAGGUGGUUGAGGCGUUGCUGAAGGCUGGAGCCCAGCUGGAGGCCCACAAUGAGUAUGGCAUCACAGCCCUCGUCGAGGCUUCGACGAAAGGCCGCCUGAAGGUGUCGAGCCUGGAGGCCCGUGAUGCGACAGGCAGCACAGCCCUCAUCCGUGCUGCCCACCAGGGCCACUUGAAAGUGGUCGAGGCAUUGCUCAAGGCUGAAGCACAGCCGGACGCCGCUAACGCCCGAGGCUGCACAGCCCUCAUGAAACCCGCUUGGCGAGGACACCUUGUUGUGGUCCAAGCGUUGCUAAACGCCGGAGCCAAGCUGGAGGCCCACAGUGAGUUUGGCGGCACUGCUCUCAUCUAUGCCGCCAGGAAAGGCCGCUUGAAAGUGGUCAAGGCCUUGGCAAAGGCCGGAGCGCGGCUGGACGCCACCGGUCACUCAGGCAUAACAGCCCUCAUGUAUGCUUCAAUGAAAGGCCAUCUGAACAUGGUCGAGGCAUUGCUGAAGGCCGGAGCCCAGCUAGAGGUGCGGGACGAGUAUGGCCUCGCGGCCCUCGCACUGGCUGAAGAGUCCGGCCAGUGGAACGUAGUGAGGGCAUUGAAGAAGGCUGGAGCCCAACCGCAGGCCAGCGAUGAGGCUGGUGGAGGGCUUCGGUAG
Symbiodinium sp. CCMP2592 is the source of this 1758-nucleotide messenger RNA. The record is from the annotation of a GenBank genome assembly. NCBI's taxonomy places the organism in Eukaryota, Dinophyceae, Suessiales, Symbiodiniaceae.